CUCACUCUGUACUUUUUCCUCGUGGGUUGGCUGCUAUUUUUCUGCCUCCUCCUCCUACCCUGGCAGUUAAACAUCAAUCGUCCAGGCUGGAAUUUCACUCGCAGCUUUACCCUCUCUACCACUUCCUUCACCACAAACCACCCGACAGAACAAACCGUCUCAAUCCUACAACCCCAACUCAAAAUGGCCUCCGAGCAGACUUUCAUUGCUAUCAAGCCUGACGGCGUUCAGCGCGGUCUUGUCGGCCCCAUCAUCAGCCGCUUCGAGAACCGUGGCUACAAGCUCGUUGCCCUCAAGCUCGUCAGCCCCAGCAAGGACCACCUUGAGACUCACUACGCCGACCUCAAGGAGAAGCCCUUCUUCCCCGGCUUGGUUCAGUACAUGCUGAGCGGUCCCAUCUGCGCCAUGGUCUGGGAGGGCCGUGACGCCGUCAAGACUGGCCGUACCCUCCUCGGUGCCACCAACCCUCUUGCCUCUGCCCCCGGUACCAUCCGUGGUGACUUCGCCAUCGAUGUCGGCCGAAACGUCUGCCACGGUUCCGACUCCGUCGAGAACGCCAAGAAGGAGAUUGCUCUCUGGUUCAAGGAGGGUGAGGUCAUCAACUACCAGAGCCACAGCGCUUCUUGGAUCUACGAGAAGGCUUAAAUUACAAAAAGACAAUUGAGCUUAAGACUGCGUGAGGCGUGUGUCUCAUGCUGAUAGAAGCGUUCAUGUGUCUUAUAUAGCAAACACAAAAGCAAAUAAAAGGAUCUUCACGCAAA
Messenger RNA from Truncatella angustata, 761 nucleotides. RefSeq names its product nucleoside diphosphate kinase. The record is from RefSeq and is a predicted model, not a curated record. NCBI's taxonomy places the organism in Eukaryota, Fungi, Ascomycota, Sordariomycetes, Amphisphaeriales, Sporocadaceae. The transcript is spliced from 3 exons. Gene Ontology annotation, biological process: UTP biosynthetic process; GTP biosynthetic process; CTP biosynthetic process. Gene Ontology annotation, molecular function: nucleoside diphosphate kinase activity. Bases 184 to 645 code for a protein of 153 amino acids.